AGUUGAUAAAUAUUAGGCUCAUAUCUCACAAGUCCAUGUCAUUGGCGAGUGAUCAAUAAAAUACUAAGUUAUUUAGUAUUAUGUUCUGUCGUAAUCCUUUCAAGUCACAAGCUUUAAAAGAGGGUGUAAGUGUAACUUUUCAAUUCCUCAACCUCAAGAUAAUAAUAAAGCUAAAUCAUAGUAGUGAGGAGUGACUAGUACAAACAGAAUCCAAAGCUUUUUUUUUCUUCUUCUUCUUCUUCUUUCUAACGCCAUGUCUGGGAGCCACCAAGAGCAGCCACUGUUAGAGAACUCGUUCAUAGAAGAAGACGAGCCGCAAGAAACAGCUUAUGAUUCGUCGGAGAAGAUAGUGGUGGUCGGAGUCGACGAGUCCGAUGACGAGGAGAAUUGGGGGAGAGUGCCCCGAUUCUCGUGGAAGAAGCUAUGGCUGUUCACCGGGCCGGGCUUUCUGAUGAGCAUAGCGUUUCUGGACCCUGGAAACUUAGAGGGGGACCUUCAGGCGGGUGCCAUUGCAGGGUACUCAUUGUUGUGGCUUCUGAUGUGGGCCACAGCAAUGGGCCUCCUGAUCCAGCUCCUCUCGGCACGGCUCGGCGUGGCCACAGGGAAGCACCUCGCCGAGCUCUGCCGAGAGGAGUAUCCUCCGUGGGCCCGGAUAGUGCUCUGGAUCAUGGCGGAACUCGCUCUCAUUGGCUCCGAUAUUCAGGAGGUUAUUGGGAGCGCUAUUGCAAUCAGGAUUCUUAGUCAUGGGGUUGUGCCCCUUUGGGCUGGGGUUGUCAUUACUGCUCUUGAUUGUUUUAUUUUUCUCUUUCUUGAGAACUAUGGUGUGAGGACUUUGGAAGCUUUUUUUGCUAUUCUCAUUGGUGUGAUGGCAAUCUCGUUCGCAUGGAUGUUUGGUGAAGCCAAGCCCAGUGGCAAGGAACUUCUUCUUGGAGUUUUGAUUCCAAAACUCAGCUCCAAAACUAUACAGCAGGCUGUUGGAGUUGUGGGGUGCCUUAUUAUGCCUCACAAUGUGUUCUUGCACUCUGCUCUUGUUCAGUCAAGGCAGGUUGACCGCAGCAAGAAAGGCCGAGUUCAAGAAGCUCUUAAUUAUUACUCGAUAGAGUCCACCCUUGCCCUUGUAGUUUCCUUUAUUAUAAAUAUUUUUGUAACAACAGUGUUUGCUAAGGGAUUUUAUGGCUCUGAACUUGCAAACAGCAUAGGUCUUGUAAAUGCAGGACAGUAUCUAGAGGAGACAUAUGGGGGUGGACUAUUUCCAAUUUUAUACAUAUGGGGUAUUGGAUUAUUAGCAGCAGGCCAAAGUAGCACUAUUACUGGGACUUAUGCAGGACAAUUCAUCAUGGGAGGUUUUCUAAAUUUAAGGUUAAAGAAGUGGAUGAGGGCGUUGAUUACCCGAAGUUGUGCAAUAAUUCCAACUAUGAUAGUUGCUCUUUUAUUCGAUACCUCGGAGGAAUCGUUAGAUGUUUUGAAUGAGUGGCUUAAUGUUCUUCAGUCAGUCCAGAUCCCCUUUGCACUUAUUCCCUUGCUUUGUCUGGUGUCAAAGGAGCAGAUAAUGGGCACUUUCAGAAUUGGUGCUGUCCUCAAGACUACUUCAUGGCUCGUGGCUGCUCUGGUGAUAGUGAUUAAUGGCUAUCUUUUGACGGAAUUCUUUUCCUCUGAAGUGAAUGGACCAAUGAUUGGCACUGUAGUGGGUGUAAUAACUGCUGCAUAUGUUGCCUUCGUAGUAUACCUUAUUUGGCAAGCCAUCACCUAUUUACCUUGGCAAAGUGUAACACAACCAAAGACAAUUGCUCAUUCAGAGGGUUGAGGUUGAGUGAUCAAUCUUUAAAAUCGCGGAAUAGGAAGUGCCAUCCAUUUUUAAGUAUGCUCAUGCUUGUUUGUUACUCGUGUGACAAGUUGAUGCAAUAGGUGGUGGCACCUUAUUCUUUGCCUGUAAUUAUAAACUAUGUCAGAGUAGAUUUUAGCUCUGUAUUAGUACUUUCAAAUUUUGUUGUCAAAAUGCCUUGGCAACACUCUAAUUAGUUGAGACACCUUCGAAGCUGUAGUGUGCAAACCAGCAAUGUAGUUCUUUUUCCUUGCUCCCUCGAUUUUACUCAUAUUCUAUAGGGUAAUAAUCUUUUAAGGUUGUAGCAUGAAACAAUCUUUCAAGGUUGAAGCAUGAAACAAAUCUUUUAAGGAUGAAACACUCUGAUUAGUUGAGACACCUUUGAAGCUGUAGUGUCCAAACAAGCUAUGUAGUUCUUCUGUUUAACAACUUAUUGAGAGAAUUGAAUGAUUUUUAUUACA
This is a messenger RNA of Glycine soja, 2283 nucleotides long. Its product is annotated as metal transporter Nramp3-like. Gene Ontology annotation, cellular component: vacuolar membrane. Lineage: Eukaryota; Viridiplantae; Streptophyta; Magnoliopsida; Fabales; Fabaceae. Gene Ontology annotation, biological process: defense response to bacterium; positive regulation of reactive oxygen species metabolic process; metal ion transport. Bases 254 to 1804 code for a protein of 516 amino acids. The record is from RefSeq and is a predicted model, not a curated record. Gene Ontology annotation, molecular function: cadmium ion transmembrane transporter activity; manganese ion transmembrane transporter activity. The transcript is spliced from 4 exons.